UCCGCCCCGUCCCGCCGGGAGGGAGAGCGGCGAGCGAGCCGGAGCCCCGCAGCCGCGCCGCGCCGCCUAGGCAAGGGGCCCCGGCUGCCCGGGAGCCCCGCAACGGGAACCGGGGCCCCAAGCAGCACCAGCCACCACCGCUCCGGUCAGCCGGGAUCGAGGAGGGGGCUGCUGCAAGCCGGCAGCAGCCCCCCACCCCGGGGCCGCCCCCGCCGCCUGGCCGGGGGAGUCGCUGUCGCGUUGCCCGUUGAGCUCCGCGGCCUCAGCCCCGGCUGGGGGAGGCGGCUGUCACCCAGGCAGCAGCGGCAGGACUCACUAAUUGAAGCUGGUCCCCUCUCAGAAGAGUUCAUGUGAAGGCUGCCCAUGGAAGGCCGAUGCCUGCAUUCGCUGUGGCUCUAGGAUUCUGCUGGUUUGCUGUUUUAAUUCACUGAAGAGUCCAGUUUUUCCCAUGAACCAUCUUUCACCUCGGGAAGAUAGAGGUGCAAAGUAGGUCAACCAACAUGAGCGGCCUUGGGGACAGCUCCACGGACCCUGCCAACCCUGACUCUCGGAAGAGGAAAGGCUCCCCGUGCGACACAGCCCAGAGCAAUGAAAAGCGGCGACGGGAGCAGGAGAACAAAUAUUUAGAGGAGCUGGCGGAGCUGCUGUCUGCAAACAUUGGGGACAUCGACACUCUGAGCGUCAAACCUGACAAAUGCAAGAUCCUGAAAAAGACAGUGGAUCAGAUCCAGCAGAUGAAGAGGUUGGAGCAAGAGAAAACAGCUGAUGAUGAAGUCCAGAAGUCUGACAUCUCAUCCAGCAGCCAAGGGGUGAUUGAGAAGGAGUCUCUGGGACCUCUGCUUCUGGAGGCCCUGGAUGGCUUCUUCUUCGUUGUGAACCGCGAAGGGAGGAUCGUCUUCGUCUCCGAGAACGUGACCAGCUACCUGGGUUACAACCAGGAGGAGCUGAUGAACACCAGUGUCUACAGCAUCCUGCACGUGGGGGAUCACGCCGAGUUUGUCAAGAACUUGUUGCCAAAAUCUCUAGUAAAUGGAGUUCCUUGGCCUCAAGAAGCAACCAGGCGCAACAGUCACACCUUCAGCUGCAGGAUGCUGAUCCGGCCGCCGGACGAGCCCGGCGCUGAGAACCAGGAGGCUCGGCAGCGCUAUGAGGUCAUGCAGUGCUUCACUGUCUCCCAGCCCAAGUCCUUCAAGGAGGAAGGAGAAGAUUUCCAGUCGUGUCUGAUAUGCAUUGCAAGACGAUUACCUCGGCCGGCAGCCGUCACCCCUUCUGAAUCCUUUGUGACCAAGCAAGACACCACAGGUAAAAUCAUCUCCAUUGACACCAGUUCCCUGAGAGCCGCUGGCAGGACGGGCUGGGAAGAUCUGGUGCGGAAAUGCAUCUACGCUUUCUUCCAGCCACAGGGCAGAGAGCCUUCUUAUGCCAAACAGCUCUUUCAAGAAGUGAUGACACGUGGCACAGCCUUCAGCCCCUCGUACCGAUUCACCCUGAGCGACGGCACAGUUCUUAGUGCCCACACCAAGUGUAAGCUCUGCUACCCCUCCAGCCCAGAGAUGCAGCCCUUCAUCAUGGGCAUCCACGUCAUCGACAGGGAUCAUGGCAUGCUCUCACCCCAGGAGAACACUAACUCCACAAUGUCCCUUCCCCGGGUCAGCCCCUCGCUGAACCCCAGCAUCUCCCCAGGGCAAGGCAUGGCCCUGCCACCCUCCAUCCCUCCCUCCAACGGCAGCAUGUUGGCCACCAAUGUGAACCAGCAGCCAGGCGCCGGCCUCCACAACAGCAACUCCAGCACCAGCCAAACCAGCUUUGGAUGUUCACCUGGGAACCAGAUAGGAGCCAAUGUUGCCUUAAGCCAGGGACAAGCCGGUCCCCAGAACAGUAACCACACUUUGAACCUCAAUAGCUCCCCUAUGAAUAGUCCAGGGAUUACCCCACCACAGUUCAUGUCUCCAAGGCAUCGGGUCAGCCCAGGGCUGGUGCCCAGACCCAGAGUGCCCAGCAAUCCCUUCUCACCCACCAUGCCUACUAUGCAUUCCCCCGUGGGCAUGACCAACAGCGGCAGCGGGGGCAGCUGCGGCACCGGCGGCACCAGACCCUUUCCCAACGCCCCCAUGAACUCUAUGCAGGGGCUGCCCGAGGGCCCUAGCACGCCAGUGGGCUACUCGACACCGCCCCCCGUGCUGAGACAGCUCAGCUCCCAGAGCUCGCCGGGCCGCCUGGCCAUGCAGCCCAUGAAAGCAGAGUCCAAGGACAGCAAAGAGAUCGCCUCCAUCCUGAGCGAGAUGAUCCAGUCGGACGGCGGCUCGGGGGACAGCAAACCGCUCGACUCUGGCAUGCUGCACACCAGCGACAGGCUGGCGGAGGGGGACACCACCAAGUGCCCCCAGACCACCAGCCAUAAGCUGGUGCAGCUUCUGGCCACCACGGCGGAGCAGCAGCUUCGACACGCCGACGUGGACACCAGCUGCAAAGAUUCCUUAGCCUGCGCCAGCACCGCCGGCACCUUGGGCUCCAGCAACCCUCCCAGCAGCUCCUGCCCUUCCUCCCACAGCUCGCUGACCGAGCGGCACAAGAUUUUGCACAGACUCCUUCAGGAGGGCAGCCCAUCCGACAUCACCACCCUGGGCAUGGAGCACGAGAAGAAGGAGAGCGCCCCAAAUCCCACCCCCACGGCUCCGAGCCAGCUGCCGGGCACCCCGGACAUCAAACUGGAGCCGGAGGCGCUGAAGAAGAAAGAUGCCAAGGAUCACCAGCUCCUGCGCUAUCUGCUGGACAAGGACGAGAAGGAGCUGGCUGCAGCCCCGGCUCUGACCCUGGAUGAUGUCAAGGUGAAGGUGGAGAAGACAGAGCAGAUGGAGCCUUGCAACACAGCCCCGGUGCCGCUCACCAAACCUCCUGCCACAGAGGAGGUUAAGCUGGAGACACAGGGCCAGUUUGCUGCGGAACUGGAGCAGCUGGACCAGCUCCUGCCCUCGCUGGAGAAGGCAGCUCAACUGCCCGGCUUGUGUGGCCCAGAGAGAAAUGAGAGUGGUGUGGCCGGAGUGGCUGUCAAACCAGAGAUGCUGGCAGCCCCCCUGCAGCCCAGCACUGCUGCCAGAGCCCCCACAGGACUCAACCCCAUGAGCAGCGGGCAGGGCGUGCAGGCUGGCCGGACCCCCUUCGAGUUCUGCGACACGCUGGAGCCGGCACCGCUGAGGCAGGUCCCGUGCCCGGCCAGCAACGGCAGCAGCCCCCACGCCCGCGGCCAGUCCCAGCAGGGCAGGGGCGCGGUGACUGCGCCAAACCCCUUCCCACCCGACACAGGAAUGCCUGAGCUGGAGAUGGGGGUACCAGAGCACCAGUUUGGACAGCCAGGAAUGGGGGAGCAGAUCCCCUGGACGGAUAACAGCAUGGCAGCCAUGAAUCGAGGCACGCUGAAUAAACCUGAAGACCAGUGCAUCACCUCGCAGCUGGAUGAGCUCCUGUGUCCUCCCACCACGCCGGAGGGUCGGAAUGACGAGAAGGCCCUGCUCGAGCAGCUCGUCUCCUUCCUCAGCGGCAAAGACGAGACGGAGCUGGCUGAGCUGGAUCGAGCUCUGGGGAUCGACAAAUUGGUCCAGGGCGGCGGGCUGGAAGCCCUGACGGAGCGGUUCCAGCCCCAGCAAGCCACCCCGCCGCUCAUGAUGGAGCAGAAACCCGGCAUGUACCCCCAGCCUUACUCCUCCGCCUCUCCCACCGCCAACCUCCCCGGUGCUUUCCCCGGCAUGGUCAGGCAGAAGCCGUCCUUCGGACCCAUGCCGGUGCAGGUCCCGCCGCCCCGCGGCGCCUUCCCCACCAACAUGGCCAUGCAGCCCCGGCAGACGCUCAACAGACCCCCGACGGCCCCCAACCAGCUGCGACUUCAGCUGCAGCAGCGGCUGCAGGGCCAGCAACAGCUGAUCCACCAGAACCGGCAGGCCAUCCUCAACCAGUUUGCAGCCAGUUCCCCGGUGGGCAUCAACAUGCGGGCGGGGAUGCAGCAACAGAUCACGCCACAGCCUCCCCUCAAUGCCCAGAUGCUGGCGCAGCGGCAGCGGGAGCUGUACAGCCAGCAGCACCGGCAGCGGCAGCUGAUGCAGCAGAGAGCCCUCCUGAUGCGGCAGCAGAGCUUCGGCAGCAACCUCCCUCCCUCCACGGGGCUCCCGGUACAGAUUGGAGCCGCCCGCUUGCCCCAGGCGCCCCCGCAGCAGUUCCCCUACCCUCCAAACUACGGUACAAGCCCGGGAAACCCUCCCACCUCCACCAGCCCCUUCUCGCCCCUGGCAUCCAACCCCGAGGCGGCGCUGGGCAACCGCAGCAGCAUGGUGAACAGGAGCAUGAUGGGAGGCGUCGCGGGGCAGUUCGGCGCCGGCAUGGCCCCGCAGAUGCAGCAGAACAUCUUUCAGUACUCGGGAUCAGGCAUGGGCCAGCAGAGCGAGCCAGCCUUCGCCCCAUCGCUCAGCCCCAGCAGCCCCUUGAUGUCCCCCCAGCUCCCGCCGUCACAGAGCCCCAUGCUGCAGCCAGCCCCGCCCACCGCCGGCUACCAGUCCCCGGACAUGAAGACCUGGCAGCAAGGAGCCAUGGGCAACAGCAAUGUAUUCAGCCAAGCAGGGCAGAGCCAGGUGGCCCCUGCUCAGCAGGGCAUGUACAACAACAUGAGCAUCACUGUCUCCAUGGCGGGAGGAAACACCAACGUCCAGAACAUGAACCCCAUGGCUGGACAGAUGCAGAUGAACUCACUGCAGAUGCCUGGGAUGAAUUCCAUGUGCUCAGAGCAGGUAAAUGACCCGGCGCUGAGACCCGCGGGCCUUUACUGCAACCAGCUUUCCUCCACUGACCUUUUGAAAACAGAAGCAGAUGGGGCGCAGCAGGUACAACAGGUUCAGGUCUUUGCCGACGUACAGUGUACAGUGAAUCUGGUAGGAGACCCCUACCUCAACCCGCCGGCUCCCUUGGGCACGCCGAAGAACGCCGCCGGGCCGCCGCCGCCGCCGGGCCAGCAGAAGAGCCUUCUUCAGCAGCUACUGACUGAAUAAUCGCUUUGCGAGGAAUGUGAAAUUUAAAUAAGAAGACGUACAGAGAUAUAUAAAUAUAUAUAUUAUAUAUUUUUCUGAGAUUUUUGAUAUCUCAAACCCGCAGCCAUUCUUCAGCUCGUAGUGUUUGGAGCCAAACAGGGAG
This is a messenger RNA of Dryobates pubescens (Downy woodpecker), 5175 nucleotides long. RefSeq names its product nuclear receptor coactivator 1 (gene NCOA1). Lineage: Eukaryota; Metazoa; Chordata; Aves; Piciformes; Picidae. Gene Ontology annotation, biological process: positive regulation of transcription by RNA polymerase II; cellular response to hormone stimulus. The transcript is spliced from 22 exons. Bases 501 to 5033 code for a protein of 1510 amino acids. Gene Ontology annotation, cellular component: nucleus. Gene Ontology annotation, molecular function: nuclear receptor binding; protein dimerization activity. The record is from RefSeq and is a predicted model, not a curated record.